Molecule: messenger RNA, 1133 nt
Organism: Anoplopoma fimbria (sablefish)
Lineage: Eukaryota; Metazoa; Chordata; Actinopteri; Perciformes; Anoplopomatidae
Product: polyubiquitin-like
Exons: 2
Coding region: 122-595 (157 amino acids)
Biological process (GO): protein ubiquitination; modification-dependent protein catabolic process
Cellular component (GO): nucleus; cytoplasm
Molecular function (GO): protein tag activity; ubiquitin protein ligase binding
Source: RefSeq, a predicted model, not a curated record
AGCUGAGGCAGACUGUAUAUAAACUGUGGUGAUCCGAAACCUCUGACAGCAGCUCGAGAAUCAUCUGACUUGAAGCUUUCCAGAGGAAUUUGCUAAAGUGAUCUCAAGGUGUCUUUUCAUCAUGGAUAUAACCAUUUCUAUGAUGGAUGGGACUGCCCACACACUGAGUGUGAACCCACAGGCCACAGUGGGCUCCCUGAAAUCCCUGAUCCAGCAGAAACUAGGAGUUCGCUCUGAGACGCAGAAGCUGGUCUAUGUAAACGGCAUGAACACUGUCCUCGGCGACGACUCGACACCCAUCAGCCACUACGGCUUGAACUCUGGAGCGAGGGUCUCCCUGCUGGUGACCCAGCCUGCGACCAUCCAGGUGUUCCUCAGAGACGAAAAGGGGAAGACGAGCACCUAUGACAUCAAACCUGACGAGACUGUGGGCAACUUCAAGAAGAGGGUCCAGUCCAGACAGGGGGUCCCGGCGGACCAGCAGAGGCUCAUCCACCAGAGCCGAGAGAUGACGGAGGCGGGGAGCAAACUCUCAGACUACGACGUCGUAUCGCACAGCACCAUCGACCUGAACCUCCGCCUGAGAGGAGGCUGAGGACACUUCUGCUUCAUCGGAGUUUAUUUUCUGAACAUUCCUUUAUUUUAAUUAAUGAUAUAGCUUCAAAUUGUUCUUAUUUAUUUGUAUUUUCAUUUGGAAAAAUCAAUGCAUUCCUCUGUUUAGACUUAUGUAUUCCAUAACAUAAUAGUAUUAAAACAUAUCCAUAACUUGUUAAGGCUUAAUUCAAUAAAAACACUGUGCAAUAAUAGUUAAUAUAGUUUUUUUUUCUGUCUGUAAAUAUUAUAUUUCAGUUAUUGUGUUUUUCUACUGUUUUUAUUGCUUAUUUAUAAUACUUUUUUAUUUUUAUUUUUUAUUUUUCAUUUUAUUUUUAUCUUGUCUUUCUUUACUAUGUCUCUUGUGUGCACUUUAACUCUAUGCUGCUGGGACUAAUAAAGGAUUAUCUUAUCUUAUCUUAUCUUAUCUUAUCUUAAUUCUUUAUUUGGUUUUGGCAGUACAAAUAUUUUAUCCACUCAAAAUGUCAUUAUGUUAACUGUACACUGUUAAAAACAAAUAAAAAUAACUUUCCAAAUAUGAA